AUUUUAUUUUUUAAAAUAAGGUCGCACUUCUCAAAGCAUCACCGAUCAAAAUUCUCCUGAACUUUAACCGUAAAACUGACACGUGUAUCAUCUUCUUCCACACUGUUCUUAUAAAUUCUCAUCUAAAAUCUCUUUGUACACUCAAAACCUUCAUCCUCAGACCAAUAAGCAGAGAAAAACAAAGGUUAAUCAUCAUCUGAUUAUUGUAUAAUCGUUAGAUCUUCUCAUUAACAUCUCCUAAUUUCAAGAUGGUGUCGGAUGCGAGUAAGAAGAGAGAGGCACAGAAGAAGGCAGCUGCAGCUGCAAAGAGAGAAGGGAAAUCUAAGGCGGCUGCGAUGAAAGCAGCAGCGGCUGCAACAGCUGCUCCGGCAGAGAGUAACAGUGUUGAUGAGUUAACAAAUGGUGUAGGAGAAAUUCAGUUGUCUGAUCGGACUUGUACGGGUAUUUUGUGUUCACAUCCACUUUCCAGAGAUAUUCGGAUAGAAUCUUUAUCACUUACUUUCCAUGGACAUGAUCUUAUAGUUGAUUCUGAACUGGAGCUCAACUAUGGAAGACGUUAUGGUUUGCUUGGGCUUAAUGGCUGCGGGAAGUCUACUCUUCUUUCUGCUAUAGGAUGCCGUGAACUUCCCAUCCCAGAUCAUAUGGAUAUCUUUCAUCUAACACGGGAGAUUGAAGCAUCUGACAUGUCCUCACUUCAAGCUGUUAUUAGUUGCGAUGAAGAGAGGUUGAGAUUGGAAAAAGAAGUUGAAGUCUUGGCUGCACAGGAUGAUGGUGGCGGAGAGCAACUUGAACGCAUCUAUGAGCGUUUGGAAGCUUUGGACGCAUCAACUGCUGAGAAGCGUGCAGCUGAAAUCUUGUUUGGUCUUGGAUUUAACAAGAAAAUGCAAGAACAGAAAACACGAGAUUUUUCUGGUGGCUGGAGGAUGAGGAUUGCUCUUGCUCGGGCCCUGUUCAUGAAUCCGACCAUUUUGCUGCUUGAUGAACCCACCAAUCAUCUUGACCUAGAGGCUUGCGUGUGGUUAGAAGAAACUUUGAAGAAGUUUGACCGUAUUCUGGUUGUUGUUUCACACUCGCAAGAUUUUCUAAAUGGUGUGUGUACUAACAUCAUCCAUAUGCAAAAUAAGAAGUUGAAGCCCUACACUGGCAAUUAUGAUCAAUAUGUCCAAACUCGUGUGGAGCUGGAAGAGAAUCAGAUGAAAAUGUACAGAUGGGAGCAGGAGCAGAUUGCUUCAAUGAAGGAGUACAUUGCUCGUUUUGGACACGGAUCGGCCAAACUAGCCCGUCAAGCACAAAGCAAAGAGAAAACACUGGCUAAGAUGGAGCGUGGAGGGCUUACAGAAAAGGUGGUGAAGGACAAGGUCCUUGUCUUCCGGUUUCCUAAUGUUGGCAAACUUCCUCCUCCUGUUCUGCAGUUUGUGGAUGUGACAUUUGGUUACACACCCGAUAAUCUCAUUUACAAGAAUCUAGAUUUUGGUGUAGACCUUGAUUCAAGGGUGGCUCUGGUGGGACCUAAUGGAGCUGGAAAGAGCACACUACUUAAGCUGAUGACAGGGGAUUUAGUUCCCCUUGAUGGCAUGGUUAGGCGGCAUAAUCACCUGCGGAUUGCACAGUUCCACCAGCACCUGGCUGAGAAGCUUGACAUGGAAUUAUCUGCUCUUCAAUUCAUGAUAAAAGAGUAUCCUGGGAAUGAGGAGGAGAAGAUGAGGGCAUCAAUCGGGAGGUUUGGUCUUACUGGUAAAGCUCAAGUAAUGCCUAUGAAGAACUUGUCAGACGGUCAACGUAGCCGGGUAAUAUUUGCGUGGUUAGCUUUUAGGCAACCUCACAUGCUGCUUCUGGAUGAACCAACCAACCAUCUCGAUAUUGAGACAAUUGACUCACUUGCGGAGGCUUUGAAUGAAUGGGACGGUGGCAUGGUUCUGGUUAGUCAUGAUUUCAGGCUCAUAAACCAGGUUGCCCAUGAGAUAUGGGUAUGUGAAAAUCAAACUGUGACACGGUGGGAGGGUGACAUUAUGGACUUCAAGCUACACUUGAAGGCGAGGGCCGGAUUAGGUGAUUGAAGCAGACAUUCCAAGUUCUAAUAGUACUAGCAAGUCAUAAUCUGGCUGCUUCUCCAGGCCUAACAUUUAAGUCCGAAGAGAAAAACAUCGGCAUCAGGCUAUCAGCAGCUACAGUUUUAGUGACACCGUGCCUAGUUUUGUAUGCCAUAAAGAAGAAGUGAUUGUGGUUACCAUAUGACCGGCUUCAUGUUUUCUUUGGUGCCAUGUUUUUGUUGUCCAGAGGAAGAAGUAGCUGCUGCCUGCUAACUUGAUGCAUUACAUAAACGUCACCUUUUGUUGUUGUCUAUGUUGUAUCUUGCUAUAUUUGUUCUUUAGAAUUUUGGGAUUUCACUGCAGGUAUAGAUUUACCUUUUCAUUUUAAAGAGUGUACGUAUGUUUGACAAGUAUAUAUAUUAGCACUAAAAAUUUGCUUUGGUAUAAA
Capsicum annuum is the source of this 2478-nucleotide messenger RNA. Its product is annotated as ABC transporter F family member 1. The record is from RefSeq and is a predicted model, not a curated record. Gene Ontology annotation, molecular function: ATP hydrolysis activity; ATP binding. The transcript has 6 exons. Bases 249 to 2057 code for a protein of 602 amino acids. NCBI's taxonomy places the organism in Eukaryota, Viridiplantae, Streptophyta, Magnoliopsida, Solanales, Solanaceae.